Messenger RNA from Cornus florida, 741 nucleotides. Its product is annotated as zinc finger BED domain-containing protein RICESLEEPER 2-like. The transcript is spliced from 2 exons. Bases 1 to 741 code for a protein of 246 amino acids. NCBI's taxonomy places the organism in Eukaryota, Viridiplantae, Streptophyta, Magnoliopsida, Cornales, Cornaceae. The record is from RefSeq and is a predicted model, not a curated record.
AUGACUCAUGGGAGAUUGCAACGAAGAAUUUUGAGAUUUACCUAUGUGCCUGCUCCACACAAUAAGGAAGUUCUUUCUCAGUUGCUUAUUGAUACCAUGUUAGAUUAUAAUUUUGAUAGAAAUUUGUCCACCAUUACCUUAGAUAAUUGCACCACAAAUGAUGCCAUCAAUGGUACUAUCUUAGACAAGGUUGAUUCAAGUACAUUUUUACUUGAUGGGAAGAUUCUUCAUAUGAGAUGUUGUGCACACAUCUUGAACAUGAUCGUGAAAGAUGAGUUAGAAGUAAUGGGGGAUGGAAUUGAAAGGAUACGUGAUAGUGUGUAUUUUUGGACAGCAACACCAAGUAGACUUGAAAAGUUUGAAGAGGCAGCUCGCCAAUUGAAGAUUCUAUAUAAGAAAAAGUUAGCUAUGGAUUGUAAAACCUAUUGGAACUCUACAUAUCUUAUGUUUCAAGUCGCUUUAAUAUAUAAAGAUGUGUUUCCACAGGCAAAGCAACGCGAUAGGCUUUACACUAAAGUUCCAACUAAUGAAGAUUGGGAAAGGGGGAUAGAAAUUUGUGCGAAGUUGAAAUUAUUCCACACUGCUAUAGAGUUGUUUUCUGGGUCUUUUUAUCCUACUUCAAAUUGUUAUUUCCAAAAAGUUCGUGAAAUCAGAGUUGCACUGUUUACUUGGCUUGAAAGCCCACUUGAGAUCAUUAGAGUGGUGGCAUCAAAAAUGUUGGUUAAAUAUGAGAAAUAUUAG